Messenger RNA from Colletotrichum godetiae, 1743 nucleotides. RefSeq names its product amidase. The coding region runs from base 1 to 1743 and encodes 580 amino acids. The transcript has a single exon. The record is from RefSeq and is a predicted model, not a curated record. NCBI's taxonomy places the organism in Eukaryota, Fungi, Ascomycota, Sordariomycetes, Glomerellales, Glomerellaceae.
AUGUCUCCUCAAUCUCAAGAAGCCCCGUGGAAAGAAAUUGCCCGACGUAAACAAGCCGAAAGAACAGCACGCAUCCCAUCAAAAUGGCACAUUCCAACCAGAUCCAUCCCAAAAGACCCCUCUCAACUAAGCGACGGGCCACAGAAAGUCCUCGACAUACCACGCCAAUUCUUGUCUCAAUCCGAAAUCUCAAUCACCGAGACAUACACAAUCUCAACCCUGCUCAAAGCCAUAAGCACGCGCAAACUCUCGGCCAAACAAGUCAUCGAGGCCUUCUGCCACAGGAGUGCCAUAGCCCAGCAACUCACAAACUGCUUGACGGAGCCACUAUUCGACACCGCCUUGAAGCGGGCCCAGUUCCUCGAUGACUAUCUCCGCGACCACGGCGCCCCUCUCGGCCCCCUCCACGGCCUGCCCGUCUCCGUCAAAGACACAUUCAACGUCGCAGGCGUCGACACCUCAAUGGGGCUGGCGUACCUGUGCCACAAGCCAGCAGCUUCCAAUGCGCCCUUGGUCGAUCUCCUUCUCUCUUUGGGGUGCGUCAUCAUCGCCAAGACCAACAUCCCGCAAACUCUCGGAAGUCUGGACUCCGUAAAUAACGUUUUUGGCCGGACCAUGAAUCCUAUCAACCGCCUGUGCACCGCUGGUGGAUCCUCUGGGGGCGAGGGCGUCCUUGUGGCCAUGAAGGGCUCCAUGAUUGGCAUCGGGACCGACAUUGGGGGCAGCAUCCGUGUACCUGCCAUGUGCAACGGGGUCUAUGGCUUCAAGCCAUCCAACGGACGCGUUCCGUACGGCGGGCAGGUUCUUACUGGCAUCGACGGUAUGAGCCGCACUUCCGUACAAGCUGUUGCGGGCCCUAUUGGCCGCAGCGUCGAGGAUAUUGACGCCCUCAUGCGUGAGAUUGUUCCUCGAGCUGCUCUUUGGGGCGAGGACUGCAUGCCCGCCUCAUGGCCUUCCAGCUCAAGAGGAUCGUCGAUCUCGGGCUGCGGUAGAAACGGGGAGUUGGUUAUCGGUGUUCUUCGCAGCGAUGGAAAUUGCAGCAUUCAUCCGCCUCUUGCUAACAUGCUGGAUGAUAUUUCCUCUUCCCUUUCCGAAACGCCCAAUGUCAAGGUGGUUGAGCUGACAUGCCCUGCGGCGUUCACAAAAGCGCAGUCAGUCAUGAACAAGCUCAUGGGCGUCGACGGCUCCGUCACAAUGGCGGAGAUGAUUGACGCGACGGGCGAGCCGCUGGUGCCGUGGACGGCGGCACGCUUCAAAAAGGGGAAACCGCAGUCACUCACGCAAGUUGCUGAGCUUCAGGCACAACGAGCAACAUUGGAGCGGGAGAUGCUCAAGAUGUGGGUCGAGGACGAUGAACACGGCCGAAGAAAGCAGAAGCUGGAUGCCGUCAUAUGCCCUGUUGCACCGCACCCUGUGCCGCCUAUCGAAGGGUAUAAUGCUGUCGGCUUGACUAGCAGCUGGGUGAUGCUUGACUAUCCUGCAGGAACGGUACCAGUCCGUGAUGUCACGGAGAGUGACCUGCAGCUAGGUCAGCCACAGGGUGGGAAGGUUCUGAGUAGCUGGGAUGAGAGAAACAGAGAGCUGUGGGACGAGAAUAAGAUUGACCGAAAGAUAUAUCUGGGUACGCCGCUAAGUGUUCAAGUUGUUGUACCCAGGUUGCGGGAUGAUCAGCUAGUUCAAGCUAUGGCUUGCGUGGACGCUGCUUGCAAGGGUAAAGGAACUGUUGUGAACGCAAAGCUUUGA